This is a messenger RNA of Syngnathus typhle (broad-nosed pipefish), 3255 nucleotides long. It is a transcript of the gene srrm1, whose product is annotated as serine/arginine repetitive matrix 1. Gene Ontology annotation, biological process: regulation of mRNA splicing, via spliceosome; mRNA processing. The transcript is spliced from 16 exons. Lineage: Eukaryota; Metazoa; Chordata; Actinopteri; Syngnathiformes; Syngnathidae. Gene Ontology annotation, cellular component: spliceosomal complex. The record is from RefSeq and is a predicted model, not a curated record. The coding region runs from base 138 to 2624 and encodes 828 amino acids. Gene Ontology annotation, molecular function: RNA binding.
CAGGCUUCUACAGCAGUGGGUGUAAUUCAUGUUGCCUCCUGCAGGAUCGCAUUCUUCACGAGGCCGAAUACGGAACAUCAUAGUAUCACACGACUUCACUCAACGGUCUUCUAUUCUAACGUCUAUUUUCUUCAACGAUGGACGCGGGGUUCUUCCGCGGCACCAGUGCGGAGCAGGACAACCGGUUCAGCAACAAGCACAAGAAACUAUUAAAGCAGCUGAAAUUUGCAGAAUGUCUGGACAAGAAGGUGGAUAUGACCAAAGUCAACCUCGAAGUCAUAAAGCCAUGGAUCACUCAACGGGUGACAGAGGUUUUGGGAUUCGAAGAUGAUGUCGUCAUAGAGUUCAUAUUCAACCAGCUUGAUGAUAAGCACCCGGAUAGCAAGAUGAUGCAGAUUAACUUGACGGGUUUCCUGAAUGGGAAAAAUGCCAGAGAGUUCAUGAGAGACCUUUGGCCCUUGUUGCUGAGCGCCCAGGAGAACAUUGCUGGCAUCCCAACUGCCUUUUUGGAACAGAAGAAAGAAGAGAUUAAGCAGAGACAGAUCGAACAGGAGAAGCUUGCUUCUCUGAAGAAGUUAGAGGAGGACAAAAAGGAUGCAAGAGAAAGGGCUCAGUCAAAGAGCCCGAGAAGACGCAAGACGAGGUCCCCGUCGCCACGACGCAGGUCUCCAAUGAGGCGCGAAAGGAAACAUAGCCCUUCACGCUCCCCAAGGCGUAAAGUGCCGCUACCUGGUGCGAGUUCACCUCCUCCACCCUUGAUGCAGCUUUCCACAAAACCUGUGGAGCAGCCAAUAGAGCCUGACACAGCAGGAAGAGCCAUACCAGAACCAGUUCCCCAAGAACCGUCUUCAACCAGUGAAACUGUUGUGGAGAUGGCAAAAGCAGACUCAGUGACUGAAGAGAAGGAGCUUCCACCUGAGAAAGCCAAGAUUGAGGAGAGGCCAAAAUCCAGGGAAAGGGAGAAGGACAGUAGGAAGGAAAGACCCCAGCGCCGCUCCCGUUCUCAUUCUCGCCACCGCAAACGGCGGUCCCGUUCAAGAUCUUAUUCUCCACGUAGAAGACAAAGUCCCAGAAGGAGAAUGUCACCUCGUAGAAGAAGCCCACCCAGACGGCCCCCUCCCAGCUCCAGAAACAGACCCAGGCGUUCUCCUGUUCGCAGGAGACGAUCUCGCUCAGCUUCAUCCUCUGGCAGCAGCUCUUCUCCCUCCCGCUCACCUAAAAAAGUAAUAAAAAGAAUAUCCAACUCGCCUCCACGAAAACAGCCCCACUUUCCCGAUGCCUCCGUUAGCCCUCCCAGGAAAGACAGGCGAUCACCAUCUCCACGGGUCAUGAGGGGCAGAGGGUCAGCAUCUCCUGCCAGAUCAUCUGAGGAGGAUAAAAAUGAGAAAGGUGCAACUGCGGAUUCUGUGCAGCAGAGACGACAAUAUCGUAGACAGAAUCAGGAGUCAUCUUCAGAUUCAGGAUCUUCCUCCUCGGGCGAGGAAGCGUCCAAGAGACCAAAAGGAGGACCAGUUGCCAGAAAUGGUGACGUUAAGAGGAGGCGUAGCCAUUCUCCCUCCCCAAGGAGGCCACAGAGAGAGGCCUCUCCUAGGAAAAGACGAUCACCAUCCCCUGGUCCUCGCAGACGCCGUUCCCUUACUCCUCCUGUAAGGCGUCGCAGGUCCCCUUCACCAAGACGAAGGUCUCCUUCCCCACCUCCCCGCAGACGAUCUCCAUCCAACAGGCGUUAUUCGCCUCCUAUCCAGCGUCGCUACAGCCCCGUACCUCCUCAAAAGAGGAAAUUAUCUAUCUCUCCUGCUCGACGUGUUUCACCAGGGCACAAGCGCCGUCCUUCCCGAUCCCCCAAACGCCGAAGUUCUCCCAUCCAGCGGAGGCGCACACCUCCCUCGUCGAAUUCCCCGCCGAGACACAGAAGAAGCCCCAAGCCCUCUUCUGUCCGCCUAAGUCGUGAUGCCCGAUCUCCUGCUGCAGCAGCAGCAGCAGCAGCAAAUCGGCGCUCUCAGUCCCCCGCAAAUCGCGGUCGCAUUAACAGAGAUUCCAUCAGUCCUGCCAGACAUUUUGAAUCCUCCAACCAGCGGAAACUCUCUCCAUUACACAGUGAAAAGCCUAUCCGAAGAGUCUCACGCACCCCGGAGCCACGCAACAAUCAGCGACUUUCUGUGAGCCCUCAGCCUUUCAGGAGAGUUUCGUCCAGGUCUCGAUCCCUUUCUCCUCAACAAGCUGCUGUGAAACACCCGGCGCCCACAUCUGCCUCUCCCUCACCAUCUCGAUCCGCAAGUGCGUCCCCCGCACUAGCCAAAAAGGCAAGCAGUGGAUCCGGUAGCCGAUCACCGAGCAAGAAUUCCGAUGUCGAUGGCAGUGCCAAGAAGAAGAAGAAGAAGAAGGAAAAGAAGCAUAAGAAAGACAAGAAGCACAAGAAGCACAAGAAGCAUAAGAAGGAAAGGAGUGUCAACGCCGGUAGUGGAGAGACCCAGCAGAACCAGGGUGGGGAUGAAGAUGGUGAAUCAAGAAAGGAAUCAGAGAGUGAAGUGGAGGAUACGUUGGAUGACCUGGAGAAACAUCUGCGAGAGAAGGCCCUACGCUCUAUGAGAAAGGCGCAGGUGUCUCCAUCACAGAUGUCCUAAAUUUCUAGGGGCAUCCUUUUCACAUUAACCUUGAUGUUUGUGAUAAAAACUGAUUCAACUUAGAAUGUACAAACUGUUGGCGUUAUUUCCUUUUUCAGGUUUGAGGCAUUGCUUUUGAGUGUUGAGUUGUCAGACAGCCUACCAGCUAAACUGUUAAAGCUCCUGUGUUGUCCAUAACUACCAAAUUGAUAAGCGUGGGAACAUGUAAAUUUGGGGUUGAUUUAUAGUUUUUUUUUUUCUUCUUCUUUCCUCCCCUUCCCAUAACCAAAAGUAGACUCAUUGUAUGAAGUGAUUGCAUGUGCAGUGAUUGUUUCUGGUUUGCAUGAACCACUGGCUGUGGCAUAUAAAGGAAAAGCUGCACAUACUUGUACAUGGUCCUAUUAACCUUCAAAUUCGAAGCAGUUAGAAAAAAUAAGGAAAAAACGUUUUUGGCUUCAGCAUUGCACAUUUUGAUUUACCAGCUGGUUUUUGUGACUUGUUGAGGAUGCUGUAAUUUAUCCAACUUCAUUUUCUCUCCCCCCCUUUGGACAUCCUUGAAACAAGCUAAGCUGUGUGGGACUGCUUUUUUUUUGUAUUUAGUACCCCCCAAUCUGUAUUGUCAGCCUUUCACAAUUAAAACUUUUUUAUAGAA